AUGGGAAACGGGAAUGGCAAUGGAAGCGCACAAGCAGUUGACAAGUGGCCGAUGGCGAUGGACGACGAAUCGAAGAAUCGGAGGCAAAGAGACGACACAAUGAAAGGAGCGAUUACAUCUCUGAGACCGGUCAUCGAUUCCGGUUGUUCCAAGCAGGCGCUGUUCCUGUUCUGCUCGUCGCUAUUUCCGUUGUGCUCAGCCAACGCACCCCGGCCGGUGAAACCCUGCCGGUCGCUAUGCGAGCAGGUCCGCAAGGAUUGCUUCAGCGAUGCCGUAUUCAGCAAACUAUGGCCAGCCUAUCUGGACUGCCGGACACUGCCGCAACCGGAAAACCAUGGACUUUGUAUGCAGGUGCCUCCAGAAGCUUCAGGAAGCGUGGAGAAAUCCAAUCAAACCGGCCAUCAUCCACCAUCGCUACCGGCCCCAAUCAUUCCAUCGUUGCUAAAUCCUAGCAAACCGUGGUCCAUCUUUAACCUGCCCCAACUUCCAAACGGAGUCGGAAUCCUGGAACCGGGAGCAACUCGGCCAUCGCAUCACCACCACAAUCAUCACCAUGGGUCAGCUGUCGGUGGUGUUGUUAGCUGCCCGGCAAACUACACUCUGGAAUUCGAUCAGUGCAUUCCCAAGUGUGGAGCGACGAUCGAUGCCAUGUACACCGGACGGCAGAAAGAGGCCGUCGAGUUCUGGACCCUAAUCCUGUCGGCCGGCUGCUUCAUCUUCACCCUUAUGUCCCUGGUGACGUUCUGGACCAAGGCUGCCAAAUUUGAGUACCCGGAUCGGCCGCUGCUCUUCAUGACCCUGUGCUACAACUUGAUGGGCCUUUGCUACCUAGAGAGAACCAUACUUCACAACCCGAGGAAGGAGCUCAUCGACCUGCUCGAAUUUCGUCAGGAGUGUAACAUCACCUCGCAAUGCUUGGCGUACUACAUCAUCAAGAACUACCUGCUUAUCAGUGCCACGAUGUGGUGGCUGAUCUUUGGCAUCUGCUGGUACCUCAGCACAGCCAAGCAAUGGUCCUGUGAAGCGCUAGAGAAAAAGUCUGGCCUGUUCCACGUGAUGGCCUGGGUUGUUCCAUUUGCAUCCCCCAUCAGUGCUCUGCUCCGGGGAAACAUCCAAAAAUUCGAACUCACAAAUUUCUGUACCGCCAAGGGCUUCACCGAGAUCCCAACCUUGGUCUUGCUGAUUCUCGGAGCAGUACUCAUCUUCCUGUCGCUUCUCGCCCUGCGUCGUCUUAAAUCAACCUGGAACCAGAGCGAAACCCUAUCGAAAGUGUUCAGCAGGGUGCUUUUAUUCGCAAUUAUCUACCUGAUCCCUGCCCUCUCAGCCGUCAUCUGUACCUUCUUCGAGAAGGUUGAAAACCCUCUGGAACCCUGCCCUAACGGAGUUUCCUGCCCCGCUGCCCAGAAGUUCUCAAUGCUCCCCACCCUCCUGAAACUGAUCCUCACCCUGGUCGGUGGCUCAACGACCGGCAUUUGGCUGUGGUCCAAAAAGAGCGCGGAUCUGAACAAGAAAUCCUCUCUAGCCGGAUCCACCAAUGGAUCGCUCAAAGGUGCCCCACUUCUCAAACCGACCUUUGCGACUUCCGGCGGAAGUCCGUACCGGCCAACGACGAUCAGCGCCAGCCACGGAAUCAUCGGUUCGGGACUCGCCAAUGGAGGUGGAGCAGGUAGUUCACCGAGUCACCACAGCAGUAACAACUCGAAAAAGUAUCUGUACCAGCAGGCCUACGGUGGUCACCGGAGUUCGUCCGGCAGUGGAAGCCGUUCGCAUGGUUAUAUGCCGGUGCGGAUACACCGGAGCCUGCGGGGGAGCUCGGCUGGCAUGACCUCAUCGAUUAUUACGAGAAUUUAGGGAUAAGGGACGCCGAAAGGCGUUUCGCUCAAGAGUUAGGAAAACUCUGUUUAGACUGUGAUACAUAAUCUGUUGAUGUUGUUUAGAAUGUAGAACGUAGAUUUUUGGAAUAGUGUGCGAAUGAAUAGCCUGAGCGUUACGAUAUGUUUUUAUUCUAUAAAGUUAGGUUAGUUUGAACAAAAGUGUACAUUAAAAUUAUAUUUAUUUACUGUGUAAAUAAAUACUUCCAGUUGCCUAACAGCUAUAUGAUUGAAAUGAAAGUGAAUCGUGUUUGUUGGAGCAUAAAUUGUAGAAAAUUGUUUUAUAAGUAGAAAUAAAGACCAUCGAAGGUUGUUGUCUAUUUUA
Uranotaenia lowii is the source of this 2196-nucleotide messenger RNA. RefSeq names its product frizzled-3. The transcript is spliced from 3 exons. Gene Ontology annotation, cellular component: plasma membrane. The record is from RefSeq and is a predicted model, not a curated record. Bases 1 to 1851 code for a protein of 616 amino acids. Gene Ontology annotation, biological process: canonical Wnt signaling pathway; non-canonical Wnt signaling pathway. Lineage: Eukaryota; Metazoa; Arthropoda; Insecta; Diptera; Culicidae. Gene Ontology annotation, molecular function: Wnt-protein binding; Wnt receptor activity.